ACCCCCACCACCUACACUCACCACUCAAUUUAAUAACCUAACACGCAGGCACGGUUCUUUCCUUUCUUUUUUCUUUCUUUAAAUCAUCAUCAUAUCAUCUAGAUUACUAAGUGAUCGAAGCUACUAGAAUAUCAAGAAACUUUACAAUGCCUUUAAAUAGGGUUACAACCUUAAGCAUUUUCAGUCACCCGAAAGCAUUCGCCUUCUGCUCUCUACUACCUAGCAAGUCACACUGCUUACAUUAUCUAUACAUAUAUACGCACAUACAAAGUGUUCUUGAUUACAUUACUGUUUGAGGUUUGAAAAGUUCAGAAAAUGGCAAGUCCAAGUCCAAGAGUGCUAGGUGCUGCAUUCUUGGUUUUGCUUCUUAUGGACCUAUGUUUUGCUGCUAGGUCUUCAAAGGACCUUUUUGGCAGAAGUGGUGGCGGUGGAGGUGGAGGGGGACAAGGUGGUGGUGGAGGUGGUGGUUCAGCACUUGGUUCUGGUUCUGGUUAUGGUUCAGGAUAUGGGUCUGGAGGUGGUGAAGGAUAUGGUGGUGCAGGAGGAUAUGGUGGUCUAGGAGGAGGUGGUGGUGGUGGAGGAGGUUCAGGGGGAGGAGGAGGUGGUGGUUCUGCUUCUGGUUCGGGUUCAGGUUCAGGUUAUGGGUCUGGUAGUGGAUCAGGUUAUGGGUCUGGGUCCGGUGGUGGGAAGGGAGGCGGUGGAGGUGGAGGCGGUGGCAAAGGAGGAGGAGGUGGCGGAGGUGGAGGAGUAGGAAAUGGGAAUGGGUCGGGUUACGGGUCAGGUUAUGGUAGUGGAAGCGGGUCUGGGUAUGGAAGUGGAGGAGGAAAAGGUGGGGGAGGAGGAGGAGGUGGCGGUGGAGGCGGAGGCGGUGGAGGUGGAGGUGGCGGUAGUGGUAGUGGAUCUGGAUACGGUUCAGGGUAUGGAAGUGGUUCGGGUUAUGGUUCUGGAUAUGGAGGAGGAGAGGACUAUGGGUUCCCAUGAGCAAGAACAAAAGAAAGUGAAAAAAAAAAAGUACGUUUUAGGUAGCAAAAAAAUGGCAUAUUUUGUAAGUUUGGAAUAAAAAUUGCAAGUGGUAGUAGUUCCAUUGCAAUUGUGCAUGUACGGCAUUUGGUACUAAAUGUAUACCUCAAUUAAUCAUUGUUACGUGUCUUCACAUAUUAUGUAAUCAAUAAAGUUUUUUAGUUCCUAGUA
Molecule: messenger RNA, 1191 nt
Organism: Ricinus communis (castor bean)
Lineage: Eukaryota; Viridiplantae; Streptophyta; Magnoliopsida; Malpighiales; Euphorbiaceae
Product: putative glycine-rich cell wall structural protein 1
Exons: 1
Coding region: 316-981 (221 amino acids)
Source: RefSeq, a predicted model, not a curated record